Doryrhamphus excisus (bluestripe pipefish) is the source of this 2362-nucleotide messenger RNA. The record is from RefSeq and is a predicted model, not a curated record. NCBI's taxonomy places the organism in Eukaryota, Metazoa, Chordata, Actinopteri, Syngnathiformes, Syngnathidae.
UUACGUUGACUACUCAGCAGUAAACAUGGCUGUGACACCGGCACGAAGGUCGUCUUUGUACGAUUUAGGCAUGUGGGCGGACCGGACUGCCCUCCAUGAAGCCGCAUCACAGGGUAGGGCUUUGCAGGUGAAACAGUUGAUAGAAAGUGAGGGAUCGGUCAACAUCGUGACGGUGGACAACAUCACUCCUCUGCACGAAGCCUGCUUGCAAGCGCAUCCGCAUUGUGCACGACUGCUGCUGGAAGCCGGAGCACAGGUGGAUGUGCGGAAUAUCCACGGGAGCACUCCCCUCUGCAACGCCUGCUCUUCUGGCAGUUUGGCAUGCGUCAAGCUGCUGUUGGAAUACGGGGCCAAAGUCAACCCGUCACUCACUGCUUUGACCGCGUCGCCCCUGCACGAGGCCUGCAUUCAAGGUAAUGCCGAAAUAGUCAGGUUGAUGAUAGCCAGCGGCGCUGAGCUGGAGGCAUAUGAUGUUCACUUCGGUCCACCUUUGCACAUCGCCUGUGCAAAAGCGCACUUGAACUGUGCCAGGGAACUACUGCUUGCAGGUGCCAAAGUGAACUCCAGGAAGUUUCACGAAACAGCCUUGCACCACGCGGCUCGACUCGACAAACCGGACAUGAUCGAGCUCCUGGUGGAUUUCGGAGCCAACGUGCACAGCACUGACAACCUGGGGAAAAAGCCGGUGGAGUACGCAACCCCUGCCUCUCCCGUGUACACCUGCCUCAGGUUUUAUGAAAGUAACCCUCUGAGCCUUCAGCACCUUUGUAGAAUUGCUGUGAGGGGGAUUCUUGGUACCAAGGCCUCAAAGGUCAUAGGCUGCUGGUCAGAGAGAACAGAGGUCCACAAGGCAGCAUCACUGGGUCAGGCUUCUCAGCUGCAGCAUCUCAUCCACAGCGGAGCGUCUGUCAAUAUUGUAGCCGUGGACUCCAUCACACCUCUGCACGAGGCCUGCCUUCAUGGACACACCAAGUGUGCCCGUCUGCUACUGGAUGCGGGAGCACAGGUGGAUGCAAGGAACGUGGAUGGCAGCACCCCCCUUUGUGAUGCCUGUUCUGUUGGCAGUUUGGACUGUGCGAGACUCUUACUGGAGUACGGUGCCAAGGUCAACCCUUCCCUGACAUCCCGCACUGCCUCACCCCUCCACGAGGCCUGCAUGGGAGGAAACUCUGACUGUGUGAAGCUUCUGAUUGCCGUGGGUGCUUGUCUAGAGGCAUAUGACCUUUACUACGGGACACCACUGCAUGUAGCUUGUGCCAACAAACACGCAAACUGCGUUAAAGAGCUACUCAAUGCAGGUGCCAACGUGAACGCUGCCCGGCUUCACGCGACGCCACUGCACCACGCUGCCAAAAGCAUGCGAGUGGAUAUGAUUGAGAUACUUGUGGAAUUUGGAGCCAACAUUUAUGCCAGAGAUAAACAUAACAAGAAACCUGUUGACUACCCGACACCAGGAUCUCCUGCUGCAGUCUGCUUGCGGUCUUAUGAGGCCACUCCCAUGAGCCUGCAGCAACUCAGCAGGUUGGCAGUACGUAGGAAGCUGGGCACCAAGGCUCUGAACGUCAUCGGUCACUUGCAGAUACCAAAACUCAUUAUCAGCUACCUCUGCUAUCAGUGAUUGACACGCGAAGAGGACUCAGAUGAUGGUCUUGUAUUAUUUAUUCAUGUACAAUGACAUGCACUUUUUUUUACCAGAUGUAUUAGUGAGCAUGAUGCAAGCACCAUAUAUGUCCUCAUGUUUUCUGUGGCCAUAAAUAAAGCACAAAACAUGUAGACCACAAUAAAGUACAUACACUGUAAAUGCUGUAAUUAUAGAGUUAAAAUUCUAGUUUAUUGACCUAAAUUGGAAGUAGGUACUUAUUGGAUAGAGGCUAAAUCAGCUUCAUUUGUAUUCAUCUGCAGUGCAUGAGAAAGUGGAAAGGAAAAUGUUACAUUCCGAGCAAAUAUGGAAGUGAGUCCUGUCUCGAUACGAGCUUCCGUUGGUGAGUAAUGGGCGAAAAACGCAUCCUCCAUUGACAUUGCAUGGUGGGAGUUGCAGUACAUAAGAAUGACCAGCAGGUGUCGGUAUUCGCCUGCGGUACAUUUAAUUGACCACCAGCAGGCCUCAAUUUUAGUGGGUUUGCAGGUCUAGCCACGCCCCCUUUCGAGCCAGACACUUGGUACACAGGUCAGCGGCCAGCCCCUGAUACACAUAUCAAAAAAUCAGGGUCCUGGAUCAAAGGGUCCGAGACUUCUGGGACAAAAGAGGGUUUUUUGGAGGGAAAGUAGUUUUUCACACCCUGCGAGGCCCAUAUUGACCCCAGCGACCGCACAUUUUUCAGUUUUUGUCUUUCCAGCCUCGUGAGACUCCAAUGAAAGAAAG